Acomys russatus (golden spiny mouse) is the source of this 955-nucleotide messenger RNA. Its product is annotated as apolipoprotein F-like. NCBI's taxonomy places the organism in Eukaryota, Metazoa, Chordata, Mammalia, Rodentia, Muridae. The coding region runs from base 47 to 955 and encodes 302 amino acids. Gene Ontology annotation, biological process: cholesterol metabolic process. The transcript has a single exon. The record is from RefSeq and is a predicted model, not a curated record.
GCAUGUUUUGGGGUUCUCCGUCCUUCUAGGGCACCCUGCUCCAGACAUGCAUCACCUCCGACUCAUUGCGACAUCAAUUCAGCUACUUUGCUGUCUGCUGCUGUGUCCUGUGGCUGCCACUUCAUAUAGAGAGCCCACGAGUGUCUCUACGAUGCUCCCUCCCCCGGAGCUGGGAUACGAGUUGCCCUCCUCAGAACCCUUGUCCUGCCAGGUCCUGCUCCCAAAGUCCCUGCCCGGCUUCACUCACAUGCCCCCUCUCCCCAAGUUCCUGGUAAGCCUGGCUCUGAGGAACGCUCUGGAGGAAGCUGGGUGCCAGGCUGAGGUCCGGGCUCUGCAGCUUCAGCUUUACCGGCUGGGGGGUGUGGAGGCUACACAAGCACUCGUCCACCAUCUUCAAGAGCUCCAGAGAGGCGGACGGGUGGACUGGGACGUGUCCGUGAAAGCCCUGUCCUCCGCUCUACACCUCUUAGCCCGAGAGCAGACGGAUCCAAAGAGGAUGAGGCGCUCGCUUUCCAAGCCGAACUGUGAGAACCAGAAGGAACAGAGCGUUCACAACGUGAUUGGGCUGUUGCCGGCAGUGGGGACCUACUACAACCUAGGCACCGCUUUGUAUUAUGCCAUGCACAAUUGCUCUGACAAGGCCAAGGAGCGAGGCCAAGAUGGGGCUAUAGAUCUGGGUUAUGACCUUCUUAUGGCCAUGGUGGGGAUGUCAGGGGGGCCAGCUGGUGUAGUGAUCACUGCUGCUCUUAAACCAGCAAUGAAGGCUGGAGUUCAGCGCCUCAUCCACUACUAUUAUGAUGAGAGAGAGGCGAACACCCCUCAGCCGGAGAUCACUACGGAACCCACCUCACAUGGGAGUGCCGUGGAAGAGCCAACCGUGGCCACUGUGCUGUCAGAAGUUGAAAGUACAGAUUCCUACUGGGGGAACUACGGUGUCUUGGCAUACAAGAGAUAG